This is a messenger RNA of Cololabis saira (Pacific saury), 5086 nucleotides long. It is a transcript of the gene trim33, whose product is annotated as tripartite motif containing 33. NCBI's taxonomy places the organism in Eukaryota, Metazoa, Chordata, Actinopteri, Beloniformes, Belonidae. The transcript has 21 exons. Gene Ontology annotation, molecular function: protein binding; zinc ion binding. The coding region runs from base 18 to 3578 and encodes 1186 amino acids. The record is from RefSeq and is a predicted model, not a curated record.
CUGUAAGAGGAAGGAAGAUGGCGGACAACAAAGGCGAGGAAGACAUGGAGCCGUCUGCUAAUUCAGACCCAGUGCCUUCGGAGCCAGAGACGGAGCCGUCCGAAACCAAGCCCGAAAAUGAGUUAAUACCCACAGAAACAAAUUCUAACAUCACUGCCGAGGCCGAGCCCGGCGACAGUGCGAGGGAGGCUCCGACACCCACCGGCGACGCCGCUGCAGCAACAGCAGCAACAGCGGCGGUUGAGGAAGCCAAUGGCGGCGCCAGCAGCGCGGUUAGCCCGCAGUUAUCGGGGGAGAGCAGCAGCACGGAGCCGGGGACCAGCGAGGCCCCCAACCCCGGGGAUGCUGCGGCCGGAGCGGCCGCACCUCCCGCGGGGUCGGCGGCCACGCCGGCGCCCGCUCCCGUCAACCUGCUGGAUACGUGCGCCGUGUGUAAACAGAGUCUGCAGACCAGAGACUGCGAGCCCAAACUCCUGCCCUGCCUGCACUCGUUCUGCCUGAAAUGCAUCCCUCAGCCGGACAGGCAGAUCAGCGUGCAGGUGCCUGGACCGCACGGGCAAGCAGACACACACAUAGUAAACGUUAUGCGAUGCUCGGUUUGCCACCAAGACUACAAGCAAAGUGACAUUAUUGACAACUACUUUGUCAAAGACACCACUGAGGCCACCAACACGUCGGAUGAAAAGUCUGCACAGGUUUGCACAAGUUGCGAAGACAAUGCUGGGACCAUCGGCUUUUGUGUGGAGUGUGGGGAGUGGCUGUGUAAGACCUGCGUGGAAGCCCACCAGAGAGUUAAAAUCACCAAGGACCACAAAAUUCGGACAAAGGAGGAUGCUGACGCGGCGUCUGAGCCCGUCAGUCCAUCGGGACAGAGGCCCGUGUUUUGUCCAAUCCACAAGCAGGAACCUCUCAAACUGUUCUGUGAGACGUGUGACACUUUAACCUGCCGGGACUGUCAGCUUCAGGAGCACAAGGAGCACAGAUACCAGUUUCUUGAAGAAGCUUUCCAGAACCUCAAAGGAGUCAUUGAGAACAACAUGGCUAAGCUACAAGAAAAGAAGAACUAUGUACAUUACUCUUUAUCUCACGUGCAAAGCAGGUUAAAAGAACUGAAUGAGACGCAUAGGAAGGUGGAGCAUGAGAUCAAAAUAGCAGUAUUUACUCUCAUAAAUGAAAUCAACAAAAAGGGCAAGUCUUUGCUGCAGCAGUUGGAGAGUGUGACAAAAGAGCGCAGUAUGAGGCUCGUGGCUCAGCAUAAAGAUACCACCCAGCUCGCCCAGCAGAUUCACCAUGUGCUCAACUUUUGCCACUGGGCCAUCACGUCUGGCAGCAGCACAGCGUUCCUCUACAGCAAGAGACCGAUCAUGUUCCAGCUCCGCCAGCUCUUCAAGGCUAGGAUGGAGCCCGCACCGCAGUCCAAUGGGGUUGUGCGCUUCUUUUGUGACCCCACGUUCUGGGCCAAAAAUGUGGUAAAUCUAGGUAAUUUGGUAGUUGAGAAACCUCCUCCACCUGCACAGCCUCCCAAUCCGAUGGCAGGACCGGCCAUUUCACCAGGUCACGGUCACCCCGGCAAACACCCGGGACAGAUCAACCUGGCUCAGCUCCGGCUGCAGCACAUGCAGCAGGCAGCCUACGCGCAGCAGAAGCAGCAGCAUCAGCAGCAGCAACAGCAGAUCCAGCAACAGAUGCGCAUCGCCUCCCAAAUGUCCCAGCAGCAUGCCAGACAGGCCGGCCCGCCCAUGGUUCAGCAGCCCCCAAGACUAAUCAGUAUGCAGCAGCUCCAGAGAGGACCCGGGGGUAUGAACGGAGGACCCGGUCCCUCCAUGUACCCCUCCUCCCACCACUUGCGUAUUCCAGGUCCACCACAAAGCCGGACGUCCACAGCUCAGCCCAGACAUAACGGGCAGCAGUAUUCCUCGCUGAUGCAGCCUCAGCUACAGAGACAGAUGUCUAUAGAAUCUGAGAUGAGCCACCAAAGGUUUCGUUUCUUACUGCAAUCAGGGCAUUCCAACCCAGGACACGCGGGCCCUUUUCCAGUGGCAUCCCUGCAUAAUGCCAAUCCCACGAGUCCGACCAGUGCCAGUAUGGCCGGGGCCCAUUCUCACCGCGGCCCUGCCAGCCCCAUAAUUGGUCCCAUUGAGCUCAUUCCCUCCGUCACCAAUCCUGAGAACCUUCCCUGCCUACCUGAGAUCCCGCCCAUUCAGCUGGAAGACGCUGGUUCCAGCAACCUCGGUCACCUUCUUACUCGUUACAUCACAGCCAGCACACAGCAUCAUCUUGGUACAGUGGACAUGAACCCGUCGCCGGGAUUGUCCACACUCUCUCCUGGUUCAUCAGGUCUGUCCAACGCCCACACACCAGCACGUCCCUCCAGCACAUCCAGCACGGGCAGCAGAGGAAGCUGUAGCUCAGCAGGGAGGGCGGGGCCAGGGGGCGGGGCUAAUGCAGACCAGGUUAGAGUGAAGAAGGAGCCUGGCACAGAGGACAGCUACAGCUGUCCAGGUUCUUCUUUGAAGACAGAGCGGGGGAAAGAUGCUGGAAGGAGUGCCUGCAUGAUGAGCAGUCCGGAGAACAGCCCGCUAGGACUCGGAUCAGGCCAGGAUUCUCUGAAGACACUGGGAGAUCGCAUCAAAACGGAGCCAGACUCUGAGAUGCUGUGCGCAGGGCUAAAUGGCACCGGUGCCAUCGCGUCAUGUUCCGCUGCUACCACUACGACCUCCACUACCUCAUCAUCCGCCGACAACAGCAGCAGCAAGUUAGACUGUCCUGUCACCAACGGAAAGAGGACAGAGAACAAAGGGAGCGGAGCGUCUGAAGCGACGGGGAGUCUGGGUGGGAAAGAGGACGACCCCAACGAAGACUGGUGUGCCGUUUGUAUCAACGGCGGAGACCUGCUGUGCUGUGACCACUGUCCCAAGGUGUUCCACAUGAAAUGCCAUGUACCCACCAUAAGGAUCUUCCCAAAGGGGGACUUCCUCUGCACGUUUUGCCGGAGUAUAAGCUCCCCCGAAAUAGACUACUGUGAAGACAGCAAGAAAAUAAAAGCGGAGCAGAGCCUGAGUCCCCAAGACCAAAGGAGAUGUGAACGCCUCCUGUUGUACAUCUACUGUCAUGAGCUCAGCAUGGGCUUUAGGGAACCCGUUCCCAGCUCUGUACCCAACUACUACAAGAUUAUUAAGCAGCCCAUGGACCUGAAGAAAGCAAAGAAGAAGCUCCAGUUACACAGCCCCUACUACUACAAGUCCAUCCAGGAUUUCGUGUCUGACAUACGCCUUAUCUUCAAAAACUGUGCAGAGUACAAUGAGAUGUCUCGAAUAAUCCAGGUUUAUGAUGAGGAGAAAGAGAUUAAUCCGCAGGCGGGAUCAGAGAUGGCGAUAUCUGGCAAGGCGGUGAGCGUGUACUUUGAGGAGAAGCUGCUGGAGCUGUUCCCAGGCCAAAUCUUCCCCGAAACGCCAGAAUCAGCCGAGCAGCCGGAAGAAAAAGAAAAGGAGUACGAGACGGACGACUCCGAGGAGGACUUCAUACAGCCCAGGCGCAAACGUUUGAAAACGGACGAAAAGAUUGUCCACAUAAAGUAAGAAACGGCAUAAAAUAAAACAGAAGUGGGGAGAAAAAAAACGAACUGUCUUCCUCCAGGCCCACGCUUCUCUUUUCUUUUGGACGCAUCAAAAAGAUGAGGUUUUCUUCACAAACUGGAAAGAAUUGUCCGCAACUGCGUCUGCUCCCGAGACGCAAGGAAGGAAGAGCUGCAGUCCCGUCCCCACCGUCCCCCCCGUGUAUGAUGGAAGUAGAACUCGCUUGUACAGAUUUGGAAGUAGGACUUGUUUUGCAGUAGUUAGCAACUGGUUCUUUUUGUUUUCUAUCAUCCAUUUGCAUUUGUAGAUUUGUUGUGACAAUUGCUUUAUAAAACAUGAAAACCCCCGUUUUUUCUUUUGAUGUAUUAUAUCUAAAGUUUGACAUGAAGCCUACCGAGUGUUUGUAAGACUUUGUGGAAAUGUUAUGUAAAUAAGAGAGUCUAACCGUCUGAAGGUAUUCCUCCAGUAUAGAUGUUUUGGCGCGUCAUCAAUAAAACUUGUUCUUGAAAUAUAUCGGAAAAAUGUGUCCUUGGAGUACAUUUGGACUUGGUUCAGUUCUCCUCUUUAUACAUAUUGUGCUAAAUCAUGACGCAUGUAAUCUCAAGGCAUUUCAACAGUACAGUUCAACUCGCUCCAAAUCAGUCCAAUCAACACAAAGCCAACAGAAUGACCAUAACUGCUGCUUCGCUGAGAAAACCAACUGAUGGCAUCACAACUUUUCUUUGAUACAAUCUCUGGUCCCGAGCAAGCACCAGGCGACUGUGGAAAGGGGGAAAAAAAACUCAAAACGGAGUCAAUCUGCAUUUUAAAAUGUCCAACUUUAGAGUAUAAAUAAGAAAUUUUACUGCCCUGUUAAAAAGCAAAAACCCUUUGGUUUCCAAAUUACAUUUCACAUCAGUAACAGUUUUUUUUUUUUUUUUUACCACAUCAAGUACAUUUAUAUAAAGAGAUAAAUGUAUGUAUAAUUAGGGGUGGAGACUUUUGAUUUGCAGCCUGCUUAGCCAAUGGUUGUGUGGUCAUGUUAUCAGUAAACAUGCUAUGGAGUGUUGCCAAACAUUUAGCAGCUUGUGCUAACGCAAUGUCUGCUAAAAACAGCAUUUGUUUCUGAUUUAAGAACCAAAACAGGAUAUUUCACUACACACAUUCGCUGGCAGCUCCAGCUCCUGAUAUGGAUUGACAGAGCCGCGUUUUUCACUAGUGGGAGUUCCGGGUGGAUUUUUCGGGGCCGUGUGCUUGUUUCAAUUACCAGGAACAGCUCUGUAAUGUUGCCUUCAGGAACCAGUACGGGGCCAAACAGCCCUGUAGUAGGAGAGGGACGUUUUUCGGGCCAGAAGGGUUACCUGGUGGGAAUUGCGUUCAGCCCUCUCAUGUGAACUUAAAUCAUGUGACCACAAAUCAUUUAAGCAUUUUGACCAGAGACAUUUCGCUACAAGUACAUUUGAUGAAAUUGGAGAUUACAUUAAUAAAAACGAUUGAUGGACCAGUGAGUCGGUUUAGGUCUUGCUGUCAUA